UUGGACGUCAAGCAACAGCAGCUCAUGGAGGAACAGCAGAGGAGACAGGAGGCGGUGGUGCAGAAAGACAGGGGGAAUGCAUACUUCAAAGAGGGGAAGUAUGAGGCUGCAGUAGAGUACUACACCAAGGGCAUGGAAGCGGACAGCACCAAUGUCCUCCUGCCUGCCAACCGGGCCAUGGCUUACUUAAAGCUGCAGAGAUAUAAAGAGGCUGAGGAGGACUGUAGUAAAGCAAUAGCCCUGGAUGGCACCUAUUCAAAGGCCUUUGCCCGCAGAGGGACAGCCAGGGCUGCUCUGGGACUGCUCAAACAAGCUAAAGAAGAUUUUGAGGAGGUCCUGAAGCUAGAACCAGGAAACAAGCAGGCAUUUUGUGAGAUGAAGAAGAUUGCAAUUGACAUGGACACCAGUGGUCUGCUGGCAACAGAAGAGCAUGCACAGCGGAGAACAGUACAGCCAAUUAACAAACCACCUGACCUGCAGUCAACCAAGCCAUUGAGUAGAGUGGACAUUGAAGAGGUUUGUGGAAAGAUCCUGGUCCAGGAGGAGUCCUUGGCUGUGUUGACUUCAACCACAGCCCCCCGUGUUAGGCACCAGAAGACCACCUCCAUUGCAGACACUGUGAGAGAGGGUCAGGCCUCACCCCCCUCUACCUCCCCCAGUGCUAAGAUCCCGAAGAUUGAAGAAACAUCAAACCUCCCCUCACAUUCCCCUGUCAAAGGGCCUGUAGGGUAUGCUGUGAGAGCACAGACACAGCAGCACAGGGAGGCAACUGUCAGUGAACCAACAGAACCGCCUGCUACACCAUCAACUGAGCUCGUACCUCCUGCCCCCACCAACAGCUUCCAGCUAGAGGCAGACCUAAGGAAGAUUGGAAAUGGCCCUGAAGUCAUCUACAAGUAUUUGAAGCAAAUCCAGCCUCAGGCUUAUGCAAAGAUCUUCCAGAGCUCUCUUGAACCAGACAUGCUCAAUCAGAUUCUAAGGACGUUACAAAGCUUCUACAUCAAGAAGGAAGAGCCACCUGUCAUACUGGAGAUCCUCAGGAAUCUGGCCGGUGUGAGGCGGUUCGAUAUGGCUGUCAUGUUCAUGUCCAACCCUGAGAAGAAAGUUCUACAAGAAUUGUUUAACUUUCUUCGUCAAGCUGGACUUGAGGACGCUUCAGUAGGAGCCCUGCAAAAGAAGUAUGGAGUGUGAUGUGAGUGCAGAACCCUAAAUAAUCACUCACCACCUUCUGGAGACACCUGAAACCCCACCUCUUUAAGGAAUACCUAGGAUAGGAUAAGUAAUCCCUCUCACCCCCCCUUUAAGAUUUAGA
Molecule: messenger RNA, 1312 nt
Organism: Oncorhynchus gorbuscha (pink salmon)
Lineage: Eukaryota; Metazoa; Chordata; Actinopteri; Salmoniformes; Salmonidae
Product: RNA polymerase II-associated protein 3-like
Exons: 1
Molecular function (GO): protein binding
Source: RefSeq, a predicted model, not a curated record